Molecule: messenger RNA, 3248 nt
Organism: Gallus gallus (chicken)
Lineage: Eukaryota; Metazoa; Chordata; Aves; Galliformes; Phasianidae
Gene: SLC43A3
Product: solute carrier family 43 member 3
Exons: 13
Coding region: 1264-3126 (620 amino acids)
Biological process (GO): transmembrane transport
Molecular function (GO): transmembrane transporter activity
Source: RefSeq, a predicted model, not a curated record
GCCCUCCGCCUAGAAGGACGAGCGGGCACCGCCGAGGUGACGGUAAGCGUGCGGUCCCCGGAACCGGCCGGGCCGGGCCGGGCCGGGCCACGGGGCUCGGCUUCAUCCGGGCUGGGCGCAUCCCCGCCCCACCGGGCCGAACAGGGGCGGAGCCGCGGCGGUGCCACUCACGGCGGAUGCGGACGGGCGGCUCCGCGCCCAGCAGGGCCGAACCGGGCUGGGCCGGCAGAGCGGCGGCCGGGGAUGCUCGCGAGGGCGGUGGGGCGUGGCGGGUAGCGGCUGCCCCGAGCCCGACCCGGACCCCGAACGGCGUGGUGGGGCGGUCCCGGGGGUCCAGAAAGACUGCCAGUCGCGGUGGAAGCAGCGGGGCUCGGGCUGGAGCGUGAGAUGCUCGCGGCGAUGUCGGGACUGAGUGGGGCCGAAUGUGGGGGCUACGCGUGCUCCCCCCGCCACGUGCGUGCCUCACCAUGUGCGCGCCCGCAUGGCUGCGGGAAGUUCCCCUUGCGGGGGCUGCCAGGGCCGCCUGCUGCGUCACGGGGCUGCGGCUUCGCCCAGCCUCGGGCACCCGCAGUCCUCCCCAGCAGCCGACAGGGCCGGGAGGGCUCCAGGUCCCCUCGAUGGGACAGGAGGGCGCCCGACGCCCUGCAGUCCGGUCACGCAGCAGCUCCUGGAGAAGCCCCAUCUCCUUCCUGGGUGGAGUGCACAGUGGCAGUGCCGGGCGGGCAGCAUCCCUCUUUACCGCAGCCUUCCUGUGUCUCCCCAACUCGUGCCCCCAGCCGCAACCUCUGCAGGGGCAGCUAUAUAUAGUGCAGCCCCGCCGACCUCGGAGCUGAGCCAUCGCCAUCUGCCGAGGUUAAUCUUUAGCCACCCGCCCGUCUCCCCUGGCUGGCCGUAAUGAGGCCUCAUUAGCAGCCAUUACACUGGCCUCAGGGCCACUGGUGGCCUGGUGACACGGUGACACCACGGUGCAGGUGUGGGUGGUGGUGGGUGCCGGGGCUUCAGGGUGGCGUGUGGGGACGUGGGGACGUGACCUUGGCACCCGUGGCGGCCAGCUGCAGGUCCCUUGGGUGACGCUGGUGCAAUGUGCUGGGUGCCCCACCAGUGUCCAGUGCAACCAGGGCCUGCGGUUGGGUUCCUGGGGAAGUGCCAGCAUCUCCAAGGGGUGUGUCAGCAUGCCUGGCACCGCGUCAGAUUCCCUGGGGGUAUGUCAUUGUCCCAAGGGGGUAUGUGCCAUUGUCCCCAAGGUGCGUGCCAGGGUGCCUCAUGAGACGCAGGUGUGUGUGCCAGGCUCCCAGGGGUGUAUCACUGUCCCCAGGUGCUGUGCUCAUGGCCAUAGCGACCGUGCCAGCACCCACAGGGCUGCGCCUCCACGCUGUGGGUUGUGCAGCAUUCCCACAAGUGCACCAGCUCCGCGUGCGAGGCCCCCAGGGGACGUGCUCAGGGAGGCUGCAGGUCCCCAGGACUGAGUGCUGCGGGGAGAUAAGGAAGUGGUGCUGGGGUGGGAGAACUGUGCUCUGCCUUGUGCGUGCCAGCAGCCCUGGGCCCCACCCUAGUGAUCCCAGCAGCAGUGCACGGUGCAGCCGUGUACCUCGGGCACCCCACACAGGGAUCCAGACCAGGGUCCAAACUCUGUUGCUGCAUCGGGACCAGGGUACAGGGCUGCUGGAGUGCGGUGCUUUCUGCGGCAUCAUCUUUGGCUGGGCCUCCCUCGUCUACGUCCUCAAGAGCCUGGGCUACUUUGGGCAGUGGUGCGAGUCCUCGGCCAUCCUCAACCCCAAUGGGACGCUGUAUCCCGACUGCAGCGGGCAGGAUGAGCAGUUCUCUCUGGUCUUCACCAUCGGCUCCUUCAUGAACAACUUCAUGACCCUCCCCAUGGGCUACGUCUUUGACCGCUUUGGCACUGCUGUCGCCCGCCUCAUCGCCAUCUCCCUCUACACUGGUGGGACCCUGCUCGUUGCCUUCUCCACGCCAGACCUAGCGGUGCUGCUCUUCCCGGCUAUGUCAAUGCUGUCGGUGGGCGGCAUUCUCCUCAUCCUCACCAACAUGCAGGUGGGGAACCUCUUUGGGAAGUACCGCUCCAUCAUCAUCACUCUCUACAACGGGGCCUUUGACUCCUCGUCUGCCAUCUUCCUCAUUAUCAAGGUGCUGCAUGAGCAUGGACUGUCCCUGCGGGCCAUGUUUUUCUUCAUGGCAGCCUGCAGCGCCUGGCACCUGCUGCGCACCAUCUUCCUCAUGCCCCGCAUGCACAUCCCCUACCCGCUGCCACCUGCCUACAACUAUGGGCUGUCAUGCCCAGGGCACUCCCAGUCAUACCGCACCUACGAGGAGAAGCGCCCGCCGGAGGAUGAUGGGCCAGAGGAAGUGCCCCUGGAGCCCAGUGCCCCAAAAGGCAGUGCAGCUGUGGAGCCCUUCUGGCCCUGCGUGUGCUCAUGGCUCUUCAUGUGGCAUGUGGUGUGGCUCUCGGUCAUGCAGCUGCGCCACUACCUCUUCAUUGGUACCCUCAACCCAAUGCUCGACCACCUGGCCUUUGGCAAUGAACACCUGGUGAGCACCUACACCAACGCCUUCGCCUUCACCCAGCUCUGCGGGGUGCUCUGUGCUCCCUGGAACGGCCUCAUCCUCGACUACCACAAGCGGAACAAGGCCCACCGUGCUGAGGGAGCCCAUGGGGCACUGGCUGACCUACGGGCAUCUGUGCUGUCACUGGUGUUGACGGUGACACAGUGCGUGCUCUUCUCCAUCUGUGCGGCCGUGCCUAUGCUGCCUGUGCAGUUUGUCACAUUCGUGCUCCAGGUGAUCAGCCGCUCCUUCCUCUACGGGGGCAACGCCGCCUUCCUGGCCAUCGCGUUUCCCCCACAGCACUUUGGGAAGCUGUACGGGCUGGCCAUGGCCCUGUCGGCGCUGGUGGCCCUGCUGCAGUAUCCCUGCAUUGCCCUGGUGCGUGGAGCGCUCCAGGGGGACCCUUUCUAUAUGAACGUGGGGCUCAUUGCCGUGGUGCUGCUGGCCUACAUCAGCCCUGUGGUGGUGACCCGCGAGUGCCGGCGGCGUGCCAAGGAGCUGGAGGCUGCCUCAAGCCCCCCGGAAGCUUCCGCAAGUGCCAAGACCCCCGCCCAGACACCCCAGUGAGCCCCGCACUACCAUCCAGCUUUUUUCUACUGCACUUUGGGGGAGGGAUGGGACUGUGCCGGGGGGGCACAGAGAAGGGUGGGUGUGCUUUGGGAUGGAAUAAAUAUUCCAACGCCUCUGCA